Molecule: messenger RNA, 4146 nt
Organism: Pocillopora verrucosa
Lineage: Eukaryota; Metazoa; Cnidaria; Anthozoa; Scleractinia; Pocilloporidae
Product: serine-rich adhesin for platelets
Molecular function (GO): protein binding
Source: RefSeq, a predicted model, not a curated record
ACAGUUGGAGUAACAGAAGGUUAAAUUCAACUUAUAUAACUAAUUAUUGUUUACAAAUGGCUUUCUGCGCCAUAACAUCGGAGUGAUCUCUUCACAGAAUGAUAGAAGGUUGUAUCGUCGCAAAACUGGUACUUGGUUACCUGAAAGAUGAGGGACUUUACAGAACAUGUGCUGCUUUCCAAGAUGAAUGCUCUCUCUUCUGUGAUGACAACAAGGAACUAGACAAUGUCUUUCUUACAGCUGACCUUAAAACAAUCUUAGAUGAUUAUUCUCAACUACGAGAAUCAGGAAGGGAAAAUGGCAUGAUAAGUGGCCCUGCUGUUUUAAAAUCACUGUGGAAUGAUUUGGAUGUUGUGAUUGGACAAUUGAAAUAUGCUACGAUCCCUUCAAGCACGCCAAAAACUUACACAGUCAGUCAGUCAACUCGCACAAGGCGACUUAACAAUGGCCGCUCAAGAAGAAGCUCGUUACCAAAAAGCCAAGAACAGAGAACAACAACCACAACAAGCCCUUCUCUCCUGCCUCUUGCUAAACCAACUGGAAACACUGCAGCACUUAAACUUCCUUUACCAAGGUUAUCAACCAAUGGAUUGUCAUGGAAUGUGUCACCGUCAUCGAACAAAAAUUCUCCCUUAGGCAACCAGGUUAUAAGUCGUCACUUAGUGAUUCAAAGUAGUCAGUCAAAUGUCAGCAAGGAGCAACCCAUAACUUUACCCAGAGCAUUGACUCCUGUAGGAUCUCCGGUUACAGUAACCAGUCAAUGCAUUGGAGGGAAUGUUGAGCCAGCCAGAACUGUAAUAAAUGUGACUCCAACACAGUCUCCUAUCACCAUAAGGGUCAGUGAUGAACUUGCCAAAAGUGAUAAUGUUGUCCAAGACUUGUUCGAUGAUGUAGUAGCUGGUGAUUCCUCUGGGGGUACUGAGUUUGAUCAGCAGAGAACAGAGAGCACAGCUCCUCCUGUGAUUGUAGUUGAUGAGGAUAUGGACAAGGACCAGACAACAGUGAACAGUGAUGAAGACUCUCUUGCCCACACUCACCAUAACUUGAGCCACGAUGAAUUACAUUUACGCUCACCAAAACGUAAAGGGAUUCAGCCAAAGAGAAGAACCCCUCAAGGUGGCUUAGGGACUUCAGGAGCAUCCCCUAAUUCACCCUCUAAGCAGGUGCCAGCAUCUGCAGAAGUUGAAAUGGACCUUAUAUGUUCAUCAGAUGGUCUGACUCCUCAAUCUUUCCUGGGUACACUGCUGAGUACCCCGCUGUUGCAAGAGAAACUUGCAGAAAAUAUCAACAAAGUUGUUGGAGGCUCAAGGCAGCAGUCUGUUGGUGAUGAAACACCCAUUGAUCAUACUUCACACAGUUUGAUGACAACAGAGGCAAGCAGCAAUGAUAUGCCUACUACAUUAAACCAGGGUGGUAAUGAUAUUCCUGUCAAGGAAAUCUUAGAUUUGAUGCAGGCCGAUCCAGCUUUUGAUGUCCUUUUCUCAGUAUUUGGACUUGAUGCACUAGACGCUUUACCAUCAACAGCCCAUGCUACAGCAGACACAAGCUUAUGUGCUGAGGUGUCGGCUGAAUCAAGUCGGCCGAUGGAUUCUCUUUGCAGCUUGCCACCAUCAUCUGCUGCUCAACUUCCGGGUGCCCUCGACGUUUCCUCUUUUCCUGAAGAAAAUCAAUCUCAUUCGGUAACCAAUGUUAACACCAUUUCACCACCAACAUCAAUUCACCAAAGCUUAACCUCGAGUUCCUCGUCCACUUCAGAUUUGCACCUAUCAGCCACUAGUAUCGUCACUGAUGCGUUACUCUUACUGGCCGGCAGCCCGCAGAAGAUUCCUUCUCAAACACAGUCACACUCUGUUCACGCAGUAAGUUAUCAGAGCACUGAGAAACAUUUGCCCAAAACCCCGCCCGAGGAGACUACUCAAGGCCAUUGGUCUACAAACAGCAGAGAGUCCAGAGUUAAUUCUUCCUACAAUCGGCCCAGUUUGAUCACGUCAGCCUUUCCAUAUGUUCGUGCGCUCGAUUUUAAUCUUGGAAGAACACCAGAGCCUACCAAGAGGGGUGGAAAGAGAAACAAUAAAAGUAACAAAAGCGUUGGGCAGAAAAUGACAGCAGAUAAAAGCGACAAAGCAUCUUCAAAUAAGAAAAAAGCAAGAAACGUAAAACGAAGUGUGGAAGCUAGUAACUCGUCAUCUUCAUCUUCAUCUAGUACUGCCAUUUGCAACAGUAACGUGCAGUCUGUGACGCCCACGACUGUUUCAAGAAGCAUGAACAUAUGUGCUGCGCAAUCACUAAACAACUGCGCAAGGCAAAGGAAUCUCAUUUCCUCUUCUGUCGUUGAUGUUGUACCCAGUGCUCCUCCUAUCGUUUGGUGUUCCAGUGCUAUGAGCUCUUCCACCACACCCUCUGCAUUUCCAGACACUGUUUGCAGUUCAGUCGUCAGAUCAAUCCCCCUGCCUGGUAACCUGAUGGGAAUCUCCUCUUUGCAUAGUAACCUCGCCGAAACCUCCUCUUUGCAUGGUAACCUGGCCGAAUCCUCCCCUCUUCUUUCUUACCCGGCCGGACCCCCUCCUUGCCCAACACCAGCGGCAGUUACAUACGUCACUCUAGGAUCAAGGCCUGGCGACUCACCCGUCACAUCUGCCAACUUGGUAGCUGAUGCAUUUACCGCACCUGUCAGUGUCCCCGCCACAGCAGCCAGCCAGCCCAAAUCCUUUGCCAGUCAUCCGAGCCCAGAGAGCGACAGUCUUGUUCUGAUGAAUCCCAUCGGUUCUACCUUUCACCCUACCCCUCCUACCGUCAAUUUUUCUACCAGUACCUCACGUCAUGUACCAUCAACAGUCACUCUUGGCAACAAAGGUUUUGCAACGUCCUCUUCAUUCCAACAUUUGUCGAGUACCUUAACUGUUCAGGACAGUCCGGUGAACCCAGUCGUAUGGAGCACUGCUCCUUCUCCUAAUCUCACCAGUUCAGUCAUUAAUCAGCUUCCGUUACCCACCAGUCUUGUACGCUCUAACCCAGCAAAAAAAUUCGGUGCAUCGCUGUUGUCACAAGCUUUCAACACGUUAACUCCAACGUCUUUAAUAGGAACUGAUCGUUGUGUUUUACGUGAACAAUUCACAGGCUCUUCUACUAAUGAUCGAAAUUCAAUGACUGGUCCAGGACGAAAUGUGAACGAUCCAUCACUGACUGGAUCGGUGGCAAGCAACGCAGAAAUUACAACUACAACGACGUCUUCUGAAGCUUCACACUCUUUAAACGCUCCCAGUUCGUUACAAACUUUUGCAGUAAAGCAUAAGAACUCUGACGAACCUCAAAAAACAAACCAGGUUGCCGAAGAGAGUAAUCUGGGGGCACCAAACACCACGCCUCGCUUAGCUUCAGAGUCAACACUUGAGCCACAAUCUUUAGAAGAAAAUUUAGCAUCUAAAAGUAAUGAAAAAUCACAGAGAAACACUGGAAAGGCAAACGAAAAACAUGACGAUGAAAUACCUCACAAUGGUUCUGUGAAGGAUUUAACGAGUUCUGUGCCUAUCUCAGGCAUUCAUACGGAGGCGCUGGAAAGCAAAAGUGGAAGUACGGAUUCUUUGACAACAAAUCCGGUUAGUGGUGAUCUAACGAAGGAAAACUCCGCAGGGAUGGUACAGUCAGGAUCGAGUUGCGAAUUAGAAGGACGCGUUUCAUUAACGCAGUCAGGGAAAAGACGAAGGGAUUUACUGGAGAGGGAAAAGGAAAAGAACACAAGAUCAUUAUCUCGACCUUCGAAGAGAUCCAAGACCAAAGGAGGGAACGUCAAUUUUCCAUCAGAUCUGAAUGUGGAAGACUUUUUAUCAAAGCUUCACUAUGAGGUUUAGAAGAUUUCUUUAAUCAAGAAAUUAGAUGUAUUACAAAUUGAUAUUUUUAUUACAAAUUAGAAGAUGUUUAUAUAUUCAGAGAUAUUUUGAAAUAUUUAAGACGCAUUGUUAGAAAUGAGAACAUGUUAAGUACCCAUAAUGCUGCUGUAAUGUGCUUUUGGUUAUGUAGUGUACAUGAAAACUGCUUUUGAAAAUGUAUUAGAUCUAAUUGGUUUUAUUUAGGUAAGUUCACCCUUUAAACUCUAACAUCAGUAUGCAUAUUCUCCAUACUGUUCGCACACAUUUCCUCACGUGCUAA